Coregonus clupeaformis (lake whitefish) is the source of this 1755-nucleotide messenger RNA. Its product is annotated as nectin-3-like. Lineage: Eukaryota; Metazoa; Chordata; Actinopteri; Salmoniformes; Salmonidae. The coding region runs from base 200 to 1378 and encodes 392 amino acids. Gene Ontology annotation, cellular component: adherens junction. Gene Ontology annotation, biological process: homophilic cell-cell adhesion; heterophilic cell-cell adhesion. The record is from RefSeq and is a predicted model, not a curated record. The transcript is spliced from 10 exons.
GAAGAAGAAGAAGAAGAAGAAGAAGAAGAAGAACGUUUCGCUUGAAAAUAUGCUGAAUCCUUUACUGAAUAAGCGUCUUCCUACAGGAGCAGCAGGAUAUUAUUCUGGCAGCACAAACGGCAAAAUAAUAAUGUUUUGGCUACUUCAGCAGAGGAACUUACAUUCAUCACAGUGAUCUUAGCAAUGAGAAGAGCAAAGCAUGUUACAGAAGCUGUGCUGUGUGAUUCUACUCAUCAUCCAGAGGGACACAGAAAGUACACAGGUGAUUGGAGGAAGCAGGACUGUGGUACAGGGGGAGGAUGUGGACUUAUCCUGCAGACUGAUAGAGACAACCAAGAAGCUCAAACACAUAACAUGGCAGAAAAGUAAACUGGUAGAAAAACAUAACUAUUUUUUUCUGCUGAUUUAUCCCAUUGGGUAUACUAAGUUUAUUGCACCAAAUGGAUUGGAAGGUAGAGUCCAAUUUAUUGGGAACCCAUCAGAAAACCUUGGAUCUAUUAGAAUAACAGCUGUCAGACUGUUGGAUGAAGGCACCUUCACAUGUAUCUUCAGUGUUUUCCCCAGUGGAGCAUACAAUACAGAGAUUCCUCUGACUGUGCUUGUUCCUCCAGUAGUGAGUGUGACAGUUGAUGUUCCUCCUGUCAUUGGGGAGAAUGAGGUUGUCUUGGCAACCUGUGUGGCUGCUGGUGCCAAGCCACAGGCAGAAGUGAAGUGGAUUUCAGGUACAUUCGGCAGUUUGUUGAGGACAAUUACAAACUCCACCCAGCACGCCAAUGGAACUACCACAGUACUCAGCCACCUGCUCGGGGUGCCAACCAGAGCAGCCAAUCAGCAGCAGGUCCAAUGUGUGGUCAACCAGUCUGCCCUGGCAACAGAAAGGAGCUACAACUAUACCAUAAACAUCCACUAUCCACCUCAGUCAGUGAACAUCACCCUUAGUGAGGCCUCUAAAGCCACAGUCUUCCUAUGUGUAGCAGACGGCAACCCACAACCCAACUACACCUGGAGCAGAGUGGGCCAGCCAUGGCCUGUGUCUUCAGUGAGAGCAGAGGGAGACAUACUGCACCUCCUCAGUCUCAGCUCUGAGCUGAAUGGUCUCUAUGUCUGUGAGGCCUCCAACCCCUACGGACGAGCAACUGGCUCCCUCUAUGUACACACAUCCUCUGAGACCUCUGCUGCCUGUUGGGUUCUACACAUUGUCAUUCUAUGUCUGAUUAAUACUGCGGCUGCACUCGUAUGGUACAGGAGGAAAUACAGACAGUGUCCUUGGAAUUCAGUCAUGGCCAAUCACCAGUUCCAGGCACCCCAACAGAAGACGCUUUUAUCCAAAGCGACUUACAGUCAUGAGGAAGAUGAACCUGGGACGUCUGGGUUCUAACACUCCAAACCAGGAAGGCGGAUAAGGACGAAGUAUCAUGAUAAAUCACUGUACAGGCUGAGAGCAGAUGCCAGAAGAAUCUCAGACAUGCAAUGGGUGUGGGAAGAUUUCCUGUCUGCACAUUCUCCAUUGUUCUAACCAUUUGCAAAGAAGAGGCACAUUCUCCAACCAUCUAAUGAACAGAGACCCUAGCAGUAUUCACUGUGACAUUAGAAACCUCGGCUCGGCCCCUCCUCCACCACAGCUUCUCUUGUGGACUGCCUUGUCAUGGUGGAGGGGCUUUGUUUCUUCAGCGGGAACAACAACUCUCCUGUAUGUACAGUGGGGAAAAAAGUAUUUAGUCAGCCACCAAUUGUGCAAGUUCUCCCACUUAAAAA